Molecule: messenger RNA, 2320 nt
Organism: Carassius gibelio (silver crucian carp)
Lineage: Eukaryota; Metazoa; Chordata; Actinopteri; Cypriniformes; Cyprinidae
Exons: 6
Coding region: 599-2161 (520 amino acids)
Source: RefSeq, a predicted model, not a curated record
GCUUAUAAAACAAUUUGGACCACUCAUUCGCUUAUGGACGAUGCGGUUUGAGAGCAAACAUACCUAUUUUAAACAAUGUGCUAGAAAAUUGCACAACUUCAAAAAUGUAUGUGCAACACUUGCAGAAAGGCACCAGCUUCUCCAAGCCUAUUUAAGUGCUGGAAACCUCUUUCAGCCUUCUGUGCAAGUUGAAAAAGGCUCUGAAUUUUAUUCAUGUGAUUUUAACGAAGCGAUCAGGGAAUCAGUUGAUCAUUUUGAUUUUCAGCCAGGCAAUACAUUAGUAGCUACUGAAAUCACUUUGAAAGGAACAAAGUACAGGAAAGGCAUGGCUGUUCUUUUGGCCAGUAAUGAUGAGGGUUUGGAGGUUGGCAGAAUUAAACUAAUUCUUGUUCACAAGAAUGCUGUGGUUUACUUUGUGUCUGAGAAACGGUGUGCUGUGCGGUUGGUGGAUUUGGGUGUAUACUGCAUAACAGAUGAGGACCCAAGACAUGUCUGUGUACUUCAAGAGGAUCUAUUAGAUUAUUACCCUCUCCAGGAGUAUAACACAUGUGGCGUGUCUGUGAUUGUGUUACACCACUCUUUUCCAUCUUUUUAAGGUAUGUCUAAUUUAGAGGAAAUAAGACUUACCAUCUCCUCUUCGUUACCUGGUAUCUCUGAUGAAACGCUUCAAAAAUGUAUCCAUGGUCUUUCUGCUAUUGGUGUUGAGACAAAAGAUGACCUCCAGUAUGUCAAAGAAGAAGACCUCAUGGAAUUCCUCAGGCCAAUACAAUGCCGCAAACUACUGAAUGCAUGGAAAAAUGAAGAACAAUCCAGCUCCUCGACACCCCAACGUUCAUCGUGUCAAGUUCUUUCGGAUAUAUCAAGCCCAGGAUCAGAGAGUUCAAGCUCUACACCAUCUUGUUCUACUGCUUGCUUUUCAGCUUCUUGCGCCUGGGCUGAAACCUUUAAGGUGCCUUGGGAAGUCAUGCCUUCCGAAAUUAAACUGGCCAUUGCAAAUAAAAAAAGACCAUCACCAGCUGAUCGAAGGAAGCUAGUAAGAAUGUUAGUGGAUAACAUGCAAAAACAUGAAGUAAACCCAACAAAGGCACAGUGUCAGAUCGUAGUGCAGAAUAUUGUUAAGCAGUACCCGGACAGCUUUGCUGAUGUUCUGUCUGAUGGAACAAAAAUAGGUAGUGGGUAUGCCUCUUUGCUCUUGCAAGUCAAAACCCGUGUGGAACAUGUAAACAGAAACAACACGUUAGCUCGUCGGAGAAAAGAACGACUACGAUCAUCGUGUAAAACCAUAUGUCAGAGCUCACGAAGACUGGCUGAUCAAUAUGGUUGUGUCAGUUGGCAGCCUGAGGAGUUUCCUGCAGGAGAAAAUGAUGACACUCUAGAAGAGAAGCGCAAGCAAAUGGUGCUGCUUCAUUCUACUGAAGGAAUGUCUGGAGCCAAUAGAGGAGAACUUCACAAGUUGAUGGAGGUCACAUAUUACCGUCAGCGCCGUGAUAUAAACGCCACUCCACCACUUUCUGAACUAAAGAACUCAUGGCCUUACCUGUUUAGUCUGAAGGGGAUCUUUUUACAUUUCCAAUUGCUUACUGACAUCUCACUGCUUCAAAAAAUCAUGGAGAGCAUUGAAGGGAAAGGAAAGAGGAUUCUAAGAUUUUUUCAAGAAAAGCCAACAAACAAAGAGGUGUGUGCUGUUCUGUCAAAGUAUCAAGAGGGAAAUUCUCUGGUCCUGUGCAUCUUGAAACUCUUAAUGGCCCAUUUCAAAGAGAGAACAGAAUCACUUCUAAUUGAAGCUGAUGCAGCAGCAACUGCAGCCGAGAUGGAAAGAGAGGGAUUACCGGAUUCACCCGCACUGAUCAUCCAAGGUGAAUCCAUGACCCCAAGCAAGUGGAUGUUGUCCGUCGAGAGGGAAGUUGUCCUGGGCCCGUUUUCAGAGGCAUUUGUUGAGGGCCUGGCAGCAUUGUUUGCGACCUAUUACAACUUAAAUCUUGCUUAUCAGGAUGACGCUGCAUGCACGCUGGAAUUUAUUCAGAGAGGACUUGUGGGCAUCAACCCGGAAGCUGGAUCAAAAGUUGCUGCUGGAAAGCGAGACAAGAAAAUGCAUGGAAUGAACCCACAUGUAUGCACACUGUUGCGUAAACUAAUGGACUUUGAAUGGCUUGUCAUUUAAAGUAUUCCCAUAGAAUUGAUACCAGAGACUGACCCAUUUUGCAAGUUCAUAUUCUUGCCUUUAAGGUAGGCAUUCAGACCAUUUCUUUUAGUUUAUGACUUAAGAACGAUUACUUUAGGAAUGUGUGCACUGCAUAGUUAAUAUAUGUGCUGCUGUUCU